AUGACAUCCCCCACCCGCUACAAACUCGUCUUCUUCACCCCACCCCAAUACCUCCCCGCCAUCAAAACCGCCAUCUUCGCCGCCGGCGCAGGCCGCUACCCAGGCCCUGGCGGCUACACAGAAUGCUGCUUCACAACGCCCGGUGUAGGGUCUUUCAAGCCGGGUGAUAGUGCAAACCCGCAUAUUGGGGAGCGGGGCAAGGUGGAAGAGGUCGGGGAGGUGAGGUGUGAGACGCUUUGUGUGGGGAGGGAGGUUGCUAGGGACGCCGUGGAGGCGUUGAAGAGGUCACAUCCUUAUGAAGAGCCGGCUUAUGAGGUUUAUAAGCUUGAGGACUUCUGA
Messenger RNA from Zasmidium cellare ATCC 36951, 339 nucleotides. RefSeq lists its product as uncharacterized. The transcript is spliced from 2 exons. The record is from RefSeq and is a predicted model, not a curated record. The coding region runs from base 1 to 339 and encodes 112 amino acids. Lineage: Eukaryota; Fungi; Ascomycota; Dothideomycetes; Mycosphaerellales; Mycosphaerellaceae.